This is a messenger RNA of Diprion similis, 2004 nucleotides long. Its product is annotated as zinc finger MYM-type protein 1-like. The record is from RefSeq and is a predicted model, not a curated record. Bases 1 to 2004 code for a protein of 667 amino acids. The transcript is spliced from 6 exons. Gene Ontology annotation, molecular function: protein dimerization activity. NCBI's taxonomy places the organism in Eukaryota, Metazoa, Arthropoda, Insecta, Hymenoptera, Diprionidae.
AUGAAGAAUGGUGAAAGUCAACCUCGAUGUUUUCGUGACUGGAAAAACGCUACAGCAAGAAUUGAGAGUCAUGAAAAUUCGUUAUAUCACAGAACGAACGUUAGCAGUCUGAAAGCAAGAGGCAAUGUAGGAACCCGUCUGGAAAACACACUGAUCCAACAAAUGAAUAAAGAGAUAUCAUACUGGAGAAAUGUUUUGAGAAGAGUGGUUGCAGUUGUGAAAUAUCUAGCUGGAAGAGGCUUGCCAUUCCGAGGAAACAUCGAACAAAUCGGAAAUCCGCAUAAUGGGAAUUUUUUAGCAUCAAUGGAGUUAAUUGCUCAAUUUGAUCCAUUUCUUGCCAAGCACCUGCAACUAAAUGCUCACGUUGAUGAAAUCCUAACCGAAACGAAACUUUCCAAGUACUUUGAAAUAAGCGUUGACUCGACGGCUGAUAUUGCGCAUGUUGAUCAACUGACUUUGAUCAUAAGAUAUGUCACAGAAAAUGGUGAGCCAGUGGAGAGAUUUAUAGCGUUUAUAGCGAAUUCCGGGCAUAAGGCUGAGCAGUUGACGGACACAGUUUUGAACGCAUUGCGCCACAAUAUGUCUGGCUCUUACACUGGAUUGCAAACGAGAAUUCGCAAAUUGAAUCCAUUGGCUGAUUAUAUUCCAUGUGCCGCUUCUACACAUCGCUGGGAGAUCCUUCUCUCGCACGUCAACAGAGUACUAAAGAAACUUUCUGCCACUCGUUGGUCUGCCAGGUAUGACGCUUGUUACGCUUUACAUGAUGAAUGGACUGGCGUGAUCGAAGCUCUUGAAUGCAUGGCUGAGGAUGAACAAGAAAAGCCAAAAACACGUUGCGAGGCUAGAGGAAUUUUGUCUCAGUUACAACAAUUGGAAACUGCGUCCUUGGUCGCUCUGUGGACUGCGAUUUUGAAGAGAUUCAACAGCGUGAGUAGAAAACUUCAGGAAGAACGUAUAGAUCUAACAACCGUUCUGCAAUUGUUUUCAUCACUCGCUGAAUUCUUACAAGACUUGAGAAGUUGUCCUGAUCAUUUCACAUAUUACGAAAAUAAGGGAAAAUCGUUAUGUGGAUUGCAAAACUACGCAUACGAUUCGCGUCGCAGAAAAACCAGAAAACUUCAAGUCGACGAAACCAGAGAAGGUGAUAUGCAGCCGGACAACGGUCGAGAACAUUUCAGAAUCAAUGUAUUCAAUACGAUCAUUGAUACUUUGAGCGCAGAAUUACAGCGCCGAAGUCAAGCUUACCGUCAGCUGCAACAAAAAUUCAACUUUCUGGAUCACCUCUUGACGUUGGAUUCGAAUGAAAUUGCAACUGGUGCUAAGGAUCUCGUAUCCAAAUAUCCUGAAGACUUGGAAGAAAGUUUACGCGAAGAAUGCAUUCACCUCAGCAGCCUCUUGAAAACCAUAUUGCGUGACGACAAUCAGAACUCGAUUACGGCACUGCAGGUGUGUAAAAUUUUACGAAAGAAUGGGUUACGCGAGAUGUAUCCGAACGUAGAUAUAGCAUUGCGAAUUUUCCUCAGCAUGCCUGCAACUAACUGUUCAGGUGAACGCUUAUUUUCAACCUUGAAGAGAGUGAAAAGUUAUUUACGAGCUAGUAUGGAGCGAGAAAGAUUAAAUGCUGUCGCGUUACUAACUAUCCACGCCGAAAAAUUACAAAAAAUUGACUGCGAAGAAAUGAUCGAUCAAUUUGCAGCAACGAAAUGCUCAACGCUGGCUCAAAAACCCCAUGGUGGAACGAUCCCCAACCCUGUUGCCACUGGAUUAGCGGUAACUAAUGGCUGGUACCGAAAUUUAAAGGGAAGAAAUAAAGAGCCAAAGAGCUUCAGGCGACGGCUAUCACCGAGUGACGUGACAGGUGUGGUGAGACUUGGCCGAGGGACAAGAGGAUCUUGUACGAACGCAACGGAAAUUGAUGGAGGGAUUCUCUAUCAAUCAAGGCCAAUAGAGUUCUCUUCGCCUCUGCAACACCAUUCGAUAAUUUAUACCUGUAGGCUCUAUUAA